GCAGCGGCGGGACCCGCCGGACCCCGCGGCGGCGGCAGGGCGCGGAGCCGAGGCCGCGCGGGCACUCGCCGGGAGAAUGGACGGGGCCGGGGAGCGCAGCCUCCCGGAGCCGGGCAGCCGGGGCUCCCGGGCGGGAGACGACAUGGAGAUCGUCGUCAACGUGGGAGGCGUGCGGCGGGUGCUGUACGGAGACCUCCUCAGCCGGUACCCCGAGACCCGGCUAGCGGAGCUCAUCGACUGCUUGGCCGGGGGCUACGACACCAUCUUCUCCCUGUGCGACGACUACGACCCCGGGAAGCGCGAGUUCUACUUCGACAGGGACCCGGACGCGUUCAAGUGUGUCAUUGAGGUGUACUAUUUCGGGGAGGUCCACAUGAAGAAGGGCAUCUGCCCCAUCUGCUUCAAGAACGAGAUGGACUUCUGGAAGGUGGACCUCAAGUUCCUGGAUGACUGCUGCAAGAGCCACCUGAGCGAGAAGCGCGAGGAGCUGGAGGAGAUCGCGCGCCGCGUGCAGCUCAUUCUGGACGACCUGGGCGUGGACACGGCCGAGGGCCGCUGGCAGCGCUGCCAGAAGUGCGUCUGGAAGUUCCUGGAGAAGCCCGAGUCUUCGUGUCCGGCGCGGGUGGUGGCCGUGCUGUCCUUCCUGCUCAUCCUCGUCUCGUCGGUGGUCAUGUGCAUGGGCACCAUCCCUGAGCUGCAGGUGCUGGACGCCGAGGGCAACCGCGUGGAGCACCCGACGCUGGAGAACGUGGAGACGGCGUGCAUCGGCUGGUUCACGCUGGAGUACCUGCUGCGCCUGUUAUCCUCGCCUAACAAGCUGCACUUCGCCCUGUCCUUCAUGAACAUCGUGGACGUGCUGGCCAUCCUCCCCUUCUACGUGAGCCUCACGCUCACGCACCUGGGCGCCCGCAUGAUGGAGCUGACCAACGUGCAGCAGGCGGUGCAGGCCCUGCGGAUCAUGCGCAUCGCCCGCAUCUUCAAGCUGGCGCGCCACUCCUCGGGGCUGCAGACCCUCACCUAUGCCCUCAAGCGCAGCUUCAAGGAACUGGGGCUGCUGCUCAUGUACCUGGCCGUGGGCAUCUUCGUCUUCUCGGCGCUGGGCUACACCAUGGAGCAGAGCCACCCGGAGACCUUGUUUAAGAGCAUCCCGCAGUCCUUCUGGUGGGCCAUCAUCACCAUGACCACGGUUGGCUAUGGUGACAUCUACCCCAAGACCACCCUGGGCAAGCUCAAUGCAGCCAUCAGCUUCCUGUGUGGGGUCAUUGCCAUUGCCCUGCCCAUCCACCCCAUCAUCAACAACUUUGUCAGAUACUACAACAAGCAGCGAGUCCUGGAAACGGCAGCCAAGCACGAGCUGGAGUUGAUGGAGCUCAACUCCAGCAGUGUGGGCGAGGGCAAGACAGGGGGCUCCCGCGGCGACCUGGACAACCUCCCGCCAGAGCCCGCCGGGAAGGAGGGGCUGAGCUGGAGCAGCCAGCUGAAGAUCUCCCGCAGCGACACCUUCAUCCCGCUGCUGACCGAGGAGAAGCACCACAGGACCCGGCUCCAGAGCUGCAAGUGACAAGGGACGACCUGCGCACAGACGGACUGGGCUGGUGGAUAGACGGAUGGACGGGUGUGACAGGCCUGCCAGUGACUGCCCGGGAGGGGCCGUCCUUUGUCCCCCAGCCCUCUCCUGAACAGAACUCUGAAGGCCCCCUUGGGCACCUCUGAUGAGGCCGGGUAAGAUCCCUUUGUGUUUCCGGCUGUCCAGGGGCCGGGGGCGGGGGCAGGGGCGGGGACGGGCGUCCA
Messenger RNA from Globicephala melas (long-finned pilot whale), 1791 nucleotides. It is a transcript of the gene KCNF1, whose product is annotated as potassium voltage-gated channel modifier subfamily F member 1. Gene Ontology annotation, molecular function: voltage-gated potassium channel activity. Gene Ontology annotation, cellular component: membrane; voltage-gated potassium channel complex. Lineage: Eukaryota; Metazoa; Chordata; Mammalia; Artiodactyla; Delphinidae. Gene Ontology annotation, biological process: potassium ion transmembrane transport; protein homooligomerization. The record is from RefSeq and is a predicted model, not a curated record.